AAAGAUCGAUUUAAACAAAUCACAUGAGCUAUCGAGAAUGAGGGAAGUGAGAUGAACGGGGAAUUCCUGAGGCGUGGAGGGGAGGGGAUGCUCCAAAGCGCCAAGAAGUGGCGGUGAAAGAGAGAGAUUUUUAGAAGCUAAUUUAUCCACGACAACGGCUGCCAUUGGCUCGGUUGUCCCAUCGAGAAAUCACCACGACGGUCAUGCAAGCCCACCGUCGUCCCCAUCGCCCAACAGGUGUAAUGGCCUCCCGCGGACCAGUUUGUCUCCACGCCUUUCUACAAAACUUUCACUUGGCCGCCGCAUUUGGCAGAGAGAGAGAGAGUGAGAGAGAGAGAGAGAUGGGGGAAAGCGAGGAGCGGUGUGGAGGAGAGGAGGAAGAAGAGUGCUGCAGCAAGAGCAGCAAAGGUGACAGGACGAGGAGGUUCAGCGAGGAGCAGAUCAGAUCGCUGGAGUCCACGUUCGAGGCGCAGACGAAGCUGGAGGCCCGACAGAAGCAGCAGCUGGCGCGGGAGCUCGGCCUGCAGCCCCGCCAAGUGGGCAUAUGGUUCCAGAACAAGCGGGCGCGGUGGAAGUCGAAGCAGCUCGACAGGGAGUACCGCGCCCUUCGAGCCGACUACGACGCACUGCUCUCCCGCUUCGACUCGCUCAACAAGGAGAAGCAGCUCCUCCUCAAGCAGCGGCAGGGGCUGACGGAACUGCUUGAUAAGACGGAGAAGAACGAUCGAGAUGCUGCAAGCAAAGAGAAAGAGUGGCCAAGGCCGUCACUAAAAGAAGAACCGGAUCUCGAGUUCGCAGGUUGCACAGAAGAAGAAGAAGACGACGACGACAAUACGUUGAGCUACCUCUGCGAGGACGAACCAGGCCCGCGCGCCGUACAACCGGCAACCUCCUCCGUGCCUUCGUCGGCCGAGAAACAACUUCAUUCCGCCACCGGCCGGGCCGCAGCCCAGACGUCCUGUAGCAACUCACCGUGGUGGGAAUUUUGGCCUCUCAGUGAAUGAAUCGACCCAAGCCGCAGAAGGAACAAAAAGGAGUUGGAACACUGUUUUUGUUCUCUUCAAGCAAUCAACAUGCUGCUACGAAUCUUCUGUCGAUCUAUUGCCAUUUGUACAUCUGCUACAAAUAGAGUGACAUGUAGUACACAUUUGAUUAGUGUGAUUAAGCAAGCAUUUGAUUCAA
Molecule: messenger RNA, 1182 nt
Organism: Musa acuminata subsp. malaccensis (wild Malaysian banana)
Lineage: Eukaryota; Viridiplantae; Streptophyta; Magnoliopsida; Zingiberales; Musaceae
Product: homeobox-leucine zipper protein HOX6
Biological process (GO): positive regulation of DNA-templated transcription
Cellular component (GO): nucleus
Molecular function (GO): DNA-binding transcription factor activity; sequence-specific DNA binding
Source: RefSeq, a predicted model, not a curated record